Chionomys nivalis (European snow vole) is the source of this 2903-nucleotide messenger RNA. RefSeq names its product opioid related nociceptin receptor 1 (gene Oprl1). Gene Ontology annotation, cellular component: membrane; neuron projection. Gene Ontology annotation, molecular function: nociceptin receptor activity; neuropeptide binding. Bases 203 to 1306 code for a protein of 367 amino acids. NCBI's taxonomy places the organism in Eukaryota, Metazoa, Chordata, Mammalia, Rodentia, Cricetidae. Gene Ontology annotation, biological process: neuropeptide signaling pathway; sensory perception of pain. The transcript is spliced from 4 exons. The record is from RefSeq and is a predicted model, not a curated record.
AGGAGCUAGGAGCAAGGAGCCAUUCACAGCCUGAGCAGAUCCCAUGCUGGAGGGAGAAGCUUUGCUCAGUACACUGUGCUCCUGUCUUCUUCCUGCCUUCCUGCAUUUCUGACAAGCAUUAGGGUCUGUUUUGGCCCCGCUUCUGAAGAGGUUGUGUGUGCUGUUGGAGGAACUAUACUGAGUGACUUUGCAGGGUGGCAGCAUGGAGUCCCUCUUCCCUGCCCCAUUCUGGGAGGUCUUGUAUGGCAGCCACUUUCAAGGCAACUUGUCUCUCCUAAAUGAGACUGUACCCCACCACCUGCUGCUCAAUUCUAGCCACAGCGCCUUCCUGCCCCUUGGACUCAAGGUCACCAUCGUGGGGCUCUACUUGGCUGUGUGCAUCGGGGGGCUGCUGGGGAACUGCCUCGUCAUGUAUGUCAUCCUCAGGCAUACCAAGAUGAAGACAGCUACCAACAUUUAUAUAUUUAAUCUGGCACUGGCUGAUACCCUGGUCUUGCUGACACUGCCCUUCCAGGGCACAGAUAUCCUAUUGGGCUUCUGGCCAUUUGGGAAUGCACUAUGCAAGACUGUCAUUGCUAUUGAUUACUACAACAUGUUCACCAGCACUUUCACCCUGACCGCCAUGAGUGUAGACCGCUACGUGGCCAUCUGCCACCCAAUUCGUGCUCUUGAUGUUCGGACAUCCAGCAAAGCCCAGGCUGUUAAUGUGGCCAUAUGGGCCCUGGCCUCUGUGGUUGGUGUUCCUGUUGCCGUCAUGGGCUCAGCACAAGUGGAGGAUGAAGAGAUCGAAUGCCUGGUGGAGAUCCCUGCCCCUCAGGACUACUGGGGCCCGGUGUUUGCCAUCUGCAUCUUCCUUUUUUCCUUCAUCAUUCCCGUGUUGAUCAUCUCUGUCUGCUACAGCCUCAUGAUUCGGCGGCUCCGGGGCGUCCGUCUGCUUUCAGGCUCCCGAGAGAAGGACCGGAACCUGCGUCGUAUCACACGGCUGGUGCUGGUGGUGGUGGCUGUGUUUGUGGGCUGCUGGACACCUGUGCAAGUCUUUGUGCUGGUACAAGGACUGGGUGUUCAGCCAGGCAGUGAGACUGCAGUAGCCAUCCUGCGCUUCUGCACAGCCCUGGGCUAUGUCAACAGCUGUCUCAACCCCAUUCUUUAUGCUUUCCUGGAUGAGAACUUCAAGGCUUGCUUUAGAAAGUUCUGUUGUGCUUCAGCCUUGCACCGGGAGAUGCAGGUUUCUGAUCGUGUGCGCAGCAUUGCCAAAGAUGUGGGCUUUGCUUGCAAGACUUCUGAGACAGUACCACGGCCGGCAUGACUAGGCGUGGACCUGCCCAUGGUGCCUGUCAGCCCUCAGAGCCCAUCUACACCCAACACGGAACUUACACAGGUCACUGCUCUCUAGGUUGACCCUGAGCCUUGAGCAUCUGGGGCCUUGAAUGGCUUUUCUUUUGCUCAGGGUGCUUAGAAACCUAGAGGAAGACCUUAUAACACCAUGGGACAGGUCAAAGUGUCAAGGUGGCCUCUAUGACUUCUGUCGGAAUAGGCUCCCCACUCUGGUGUGAGACCAGAGAGGGCCAAAGGACGCUGUACGGAAAUAUCUAGAACACAGUGGACAUGCCUGGAGAACCUACAUAGAUAUUCUUGCUUCACGUGACUCUUCCCUGGCCUCUCCCUGCAGCCCUGGCUCUGGGUGAGCUCAGCCUGAGGUAUUUCAGUGACCAUGCAGUCAUACGCUGUAUGCUAUUGCCCAAAGCCUUUAAAUAUUUCAGUAGGACCGCUGAAAAUACUUGGUGUUGCCUGGUGCUGCAGUGGACAGCAUUUUUUUUUUUUUUUUUUUUUUAAAUUGAGACUGGCCCUAAGCUUGGAGCUGCCUUGGAUCAUUUUCUGGUUCUGGCCCCACUGAUUCAGCCAGAUUACCUGGGGUGGGUGGGUGCCAGUGGUUUCUUGGAUGGUUGCUCUUUGAAGAUUCUUUCCAUACUGUAACAUAAAGUCUGUGAAGGGGACUUGGCAUUGCCUCUGUCUCUGCCACUUCCUGUUCUAUCUGACUGUGACUCCAACAUGGGGCACUUUUCCAGUCAGAGUCCAACAGGGGACAACACCCAGAACUUUGUGAACUCUUUUACCACAGACGGCUUGGCAAUCCCUACUUCUAGGUGUGUGGCAAGUAACCAGGAGAAAGCUGCUGUGUGGCCUCUGUAGGCUGUACACAACGUGGAGGCAGCAUGUACAGGUCUUAGCUGCUCCCCACAGCCUCCCUCAGCUCUCUGGAAGUCUCUCUUUUGACACCAGAGGUCAGCAGCUGUACUGCUAGAAGCAUAUUUGUAGCCUGGAAAGGGUCUGGAUGUGUUCUGCUUAAUUUAUAGGCCUGAGGGCAUAUUUGAGUAAGGCCUGAGCUUGCUGCCAAAUUCAAAGUUGGCAUCAAAUGAAGAGUUGAUGUGAGAACUGAAGCCCUAAAAUGACUCAUUUGAGACAAUCUGCAAGGACCAUCAGAGUUUUGCAGACAUUGGAAGAAGAGUCUUUACCUUGGAGACCUAUUUGAUGGUUCAGAGAAUAAGAGAUUUUGUGGAUGUUCUUUUUGUGGAUCAGCUACCAAAAUGCUAGCAACCUCAGAUAGACUUUGGUCUUCUGCUGAGACCUUGGUUAGGUGGCUUCACACAUGCAGAGCCUGGGCUAGUUCCUAUCUCAGAGAGACCUUGGCCUUAACGAUCUUAAUGGGGAGGCCAGGACUCUUUCUGUGAUAUUUGGGAGGGAACUAUUCAUUAUACUGUUUUCUUGCCAAGGUUUAAACUUUGUGAAUUUGUACAUCUUCACGUAUUUAAGCAUGCAACAAGUGUCAUUUCCAUGCAUGUAGUCAGCCCUGAGCCUGCCUCUGGAAUAAUGGAGGAGUGCCAUAAUAAACACCUAACCAGUGA